This is a messenger RNA of Haliotis rufescens (red abalone), 2846 nucleotides long. RefSeq names its product ADP-ribosylation factor 4-like. NCBI's taxonomy places the organism in Eukaryota, Metazoa, Mollusca, Gastropoda, Lepetellida, Haliotidae. Gene Ontology annotation, biological process: intracellular protein transport; vesicle-mediated transport. Gene Ontology annotation, molecular function: GTPase activity; GTP binding. Bases 181 to 720 code for a protein of 179 amino acids. The record is from RefSeq and is a predicted model, not a curated record. The transcript is spliced from 6 exons. Gene Ontology annotation, cellular component: cytoplasm; plasma membrane.
GCUGGGACUGCUACCGCCAUUAUCGCUGACGUCACUGGUAGUGGUUGGCUAAAUUGACGUGGCAUGCAUGUUACUUGUUCUCACAUGCGAAGCGGUUGAACAUUUACGAAGAAAGGUUGAUCGUACCUAUCUUAGACCCCGUUUAUAUUUAUUUUGCUGAACUAAGUACAUUUUACCAGUAUGGGUCUAACAUUGUCGAGCGUCUUUGACAGACUCUUCGGGAAAAAACAGAUGAGAAUUUUGAUGGUUGGUCUUGAUGCUGCUGGAAAAACAACAAUUCUCUAUAAACUGAAACUGGGCGAGAUCGUCACAACCAUCCCAACAAUUGGCUUUAAUGUGGAGACGGUAGAAUACAAGAACAUCAGCUUCACCGUGUGGGAUGUGGGUGGCCAGGACAAGAUUCGACCAUUGUGGAGGCAUUACUUCCAGAACACUCAGGGUUUGAUCUUUGUAGUAGACAGCAAUGAUAGUGAACGUUUAGCAGAAGCUAAGGAUGAACUCUCAAAAAUGUUACAAGAAGAUGAACUAAGGGAGUCUGUUGUUCUCGUAUUUGCCAACAAACAAGAUUUACCCAAUGCCAAGACCUCUGCUGAGCUGACAGAGGCUCUAGGACUAAAUUCAUUGCGGAGAGAUUGGUAUAUGCAAGCUACAUGUGCUACACAAGGUACAGGCCUGUACGAGGGCCUCGACUGGCUAUCGAACAGGUUGACUGGCAAGUGAUUGUGACGAGGUAGAAUGAACAGUCUUCAUUUGUCAUCUGUCUUCAGUAUGUGCUGCAGCUGUAGCAACAAGGACUUCAACACAGACCACACACCAUCCAAAGCAUCAGCUGUAACAGAUCCUCAGUCAUAUCUGAGGACAAGAAGCUUGUGUAUCAGAUCCUCAUUAUAUUGCUGGUUGAUGCCAGUCAUUAGGAGCCGGUAGUCUGCAGCACAUACUGAAUUCUUUGUGGGAGUUGUGAGUGAAAGUGGUCUGGAUCUUUUGGCAGUUCGCCUGGUAGCCAUGUAACACUGGACCAGACACACAAGCUUUGGCGGGGUGGAGAUAUAUAUUUUUCUUGUACAUUGUCAUUCCUAUAAAGGCUCACCCUGUAUUAUUUAUGUUCAAGUAUAUUCUUCAUCAUUCACGAUUAUUGUCCCUCUGAUUUUAUUAUUUGUGGGCGCUGGCCUCAUCACCUGUCCAUCUUCAGAUCAGCAUGGUAGCUGUCGUCAAUACUUCAUGGGUUUGUGUACACUAGAUCCUCCAUCACCCAUGAAUACAUACAUCAGAUGUGGGUCGUAGUAUAUAUAUAUAUAUAUAUACAGUACUCGUAGGUUGAGUGUAUAUUUUUAGUAAGCUAUUAAAACUGUUAAUGACCAUUGUAAGUCAAAUGAGCCCUACACUGUGCAAACCCUACCAUUGCCUGCCUGCAACAGGGCUACAACAUGUGGACGCGACCAUUGUCAAGCAGGAAGCAUUGCAGUUAGUGUGAUGUAAUCUGAGCACUCGCUAGCUUCCCUCUUACUGGAACCAGGCCUUUGCUGGAUUUGGUUAAAAAUAGAGACAACACUACAAGAGAAAACUGUAUGUCUUCACAGGUGAUGGAGGAACAAAGUGUAAUGUAUACAAACCAUUUAUGUAUUGACGAUGCAUGGUACCGUCAUUUGUGUUUCUUUAGAGUUUAUGCACAUAAGUGUUAUUAGAAUGGCAUGAUCACACCUGAGUAUUUAUGCAGUUCUAUAUGGUGAUGGGGUGAACACUUUCCGCCCUUGCUCGUUGUAAAUAACACUUGCUCGUGAGAGUGACUGUGUUUACCUAACAGGUAAUCAUGUUGAUAUGCAUGCAUGUCUUUGUGUAAAUGUCAUUUGGUUGGAAUCUAAGAACUUGGUAUACAAACAGAAAAGCUAUGUCUAUUCAGAAGGAAAAUUUAUUGGGUAUAAUUCUGGUCUUUGUUAAAUUAUGGUAAAAGGAAAUUGACACAGAACACAGACUUGUAUGGUGAUCAUUUCUCAAUUUGUUUUAUUUCUUACACUGUUCAUGGUAUAACGUUAGAACAACAGUGGAAGUAUGGAUAUCAAUUAUGAAAAUAGAAAUUCAUUUCUGCAUCCUGAUGGCUUCAAAGAUGUAAAAGUGAGAAAUGCGAAAAGAAAAUGAGUGAUCUUUGUUCUUUUUUAUUUUAAUUGAACAAAGGUAGUCCAUCUCAAAUAAUCUUUUACAAGGUAACCUGUCUGGGGCAAGUAUCUUGCAUUGAUUUGUUUCAGAUGGUUGACCUAAAGUUUGUUACUGGUUCAGAAGAUGAAAUUAGGAAGGCACGGAACAUGUGGAAAAUCCAUUGUUGACUUUGUUACAUGAAUUGUAUAUACUGGUAUUAUGGAUUUUAGUGGUAUGUGUAGUUACAACUGUGUAUAGAUUGCACUUCGCCCUCUGUGUAGCGCUUAUUUGUACAAUUGUAUGUCACUGGCAGGUCAUUUCUGAAAGAUUGUCCCAUCAAAAAUAUGUGUAUCAUGAUGAUAAGGGUGUAUAUUACAUAACCAAGUCAUACAAUUUUGACACACAUCGAAAACUUAAAUUAUGAGUAUUUUCAUUUUGGUGUUCAUUUCAUUAAAGGUGGAAAAUGAAAAGUUAUUUACUUCUGAAGUUUGGAAACUUGGAAUUUGAGUUAUGUUGUUGAAAUAUGAGUGAACAACUGUCAAUAUUCUUGUGGAGCUGAGGUAUACGGGACAUGCACGUGAUGAGACAAUGUGUUUCAGUGUGACGAUAGCUAGUACUCUGCUUGUACAUAACAUCAUCACUCUGUAAGCAUACUCACAUCAAACCUGGUCAUGUGAGAGGGUGGAUAUGAAUGAUAAUAAAAACUGUGAAAUAAA